Molecule: messenger RNA, 2900 nt
Organism: Acanthoscelides obtectus
Lineage: Eukaryota; Metazoa; Arthropoda; Insecta; Coleoptera; Chrysomelidae
Source: the annotation of a GenBank genome assembly
UAAUUUAAACAGUGAUUGUAACUUCCUUAUGUUUGUGCUAUGAUUAUGAUAUGUAAACUACGUCACCGUCUGUUAGAAGAGCAGAGAGAGAGUAUUUGAGAAAAUUUUCCGAAAAUACCACGGCUAUGAUUGAGUCGUGUUGAGGUGUGUCGCCCUACUCUCGCGCAUCUUUGGGGCCGUGCGCAACGUUCUCGCCGGAUAGACUAGGAGCCCCCUGCCUCUCGCCGAGUCACUCGAUUCCAACUGGUUGUAGUGGUGAGAUAACAGAGUGAGGAGGUCCGCAUAUUUCCACGACGCCAACCGCGACCCUAAUUUAACGAACAGGUACGAACGAACAUAACCUCAAUCUCGCGCCGCCCGCCAUAUUUGGACAGGUGCCAACUUCGAAUCGGUAACCAGCACCACCCUUCUAUAUUUAGCGCGUGUUUUGUGUUACGCCAUUGGCGCACAGCCAACUGAGACGAGCCACGCCAAAUAUGGACGUUUUUGCAUUUUCGCGAUUUUUCAAAGUGAAACGCAAGUGAUUGGUGAACAUCUGCAAUUGGAUACGAUACAGAGAAAUGGAGAAUGGGAUUUUGUGAACGAUUAUAUUCGGAAGGAGCUACACGUGCAAAUCGACCAAAUAGAUCAUAAAAAUGCCUUUCAAGCCAGCAGAUAACCCAAAAUGCCCGAAAUGCGGCAAAUCCGUAUACGCCGCAGAAGAACGUGUGGCCGGUGGAUACAAAUUCCACAAAUCGUGCUUCAAAUGCGGAAUGUGCGGUAAGAUGUUGGACUCUACCAACGUGACCGAGCACGAAGCUGAACUGUUCUGUAAGAACUGCCACGCGCGCAAGUACGGCCCUAAAGGGUACGGUUUUGGCGGUGGUGCCGGCUGCUUGAGCAUGGACACCGGAGCUCACCUUCAAGGGGACGAUAUAGUCGUGAAUAGGGCUCCUUUGCUGGCGAAAGCCAUCGCUAAGGCACCCGAUGGGCAGGGAUGCCCCCGAUGCGGCGGAUACGUUUAUGCUGCUGAACAGAUGCUUGCACGUGGAAGAGCCUUCCACAAAACCUGCUUCAAAUGUGGUGAAUGUAACAAGGGAUUGGACUCAGUCAAUGUCACCGAGGGACCAGACAGAGACAUCUACUGUAAAGUGUGUUAUGGCAAGAAGUUUGGCCCUAAAGGAUACGGAUACGGUCAGGGUGGUGGCACUCUCCAAAGCGACUGCUUCGCUGUCAGCGAUCAAGCUCCUAAGACCACCGUCGCUGAUACGGCGUCGAUCAAGGCGAAACCUGGCCAAGGAUGUCCCCGGUGCGGCGGAGUGGUGUUCGCUGCGGAGGAAGUGUUGGCGAAGGGCCGCCAGUGGCACAGGAAGUGCUUCAAGUGCCGCGAUUGCACGAAAACAUUGGACAGCAUCAACGCUUGCGACGGCCCGGACGGAGACGUCUAUUGCAAGACGUGCUACGGCAAGAAAUGGGGACCGCACGGUUACGGAUUCGCGUGCGGAUCGGGAUUCUUGCAGACCGAUGGACUCACGGAAGACGAAAUAUCUCAGAGUCGUCCGUUCUACAAUCCUGAUACGACAUCGAUCAAGGCCCCUCCAGGCCAAGGAUGCCCCAGGUGCGGAGGAAUGGUUUUCGCUGCUGAACAACAGCUAGCCAAGGGCACGAUGUGGCACAAGAAGUGUUUCAACUGCGCCGAAUGUCAUCGUCCAUUGGACAGCGUUCUCGCUUGCGAUGGACCCGAUCGCGAAAUCCACUGCCGCGCUUGCUACGGCAAACUGUUCGGCCCUAAGGGGUUCGGCUUCGGGCACAGGCCCACGCUCGUGUGCGCAGAUGGAACGGCCCCGGCGGUGCACGACCCCAGACCCAACAGCGGACCCAAGGCCGCACCCGGACAAGGAUGCAAGAGAUGCGGAUAUGCCGUGUACGCGGCGGAACAAAUGAUCAGCAAAAAUGGCCAAUGGCACAAGAGAUGCUUCAGUUGUCACGAUUGUAACCGCAGCUUGGAUUCUACCACCCUUAACGAUGGACCCGACGGAGAGAUCUACUGCAGAGGUUGCUACGGUAGGAAUUUCGGUCCGAAGGGCGUCGGUUUCGGAAUGGGUGCCGGAACUUUAACCAUGGCCUAACCUCCUUCUCCAUCACCAAAAAUACCUAAUGCUUCUGUCAACAUACCGAAGACAAGUCCAUAGUAUGACGCUAUGGGAGGGGCAUCCAACAUCCGUGCCAAAACGCAGCAGAAGAAGAUUAUACCGAACAUGGAGAAGAAUAAAAUAACUAUGCAGAAAUCUUAUAGUUUGGGCUGUGCAUCAAAAACUUGUAACAUUCCGAAAGAUAGGAUUUCUGAAUGAUUCAGAUAUUGUAACACGUCCACAAAGUAUACAAAGCUUAUACAAUCACAUAAUACGCAAGAGUUUAAACAAACGCUUUGCGGCGCAUAUUUUUCAGAAUUUUUGUACUGUUUUUUGAAUGAAGGCAAAAUAAUUACACACCGCAUCAACUUGACUACGGUUGGAAGUGGUGAACUUUCUAUGCGGGGAACCAGUACAUAGAAGGCUCAUCGAAAUUCUUUUUUAUAAUAAAAAUAAAAACAAAAAAUGCAAAAAACGGAAUCACUCCUCUAAAUCACUACAACCACCGACAAAAAAACAUAUUCGAACAAAAUCGAAAUACUUCCGGAUGUAGUCAUUUUGGAACAGGAAGAAAUUGAAAGGCUUCCUCGAACGAUCACACGAUUUUUUACGUUCCUAUUCUACAAUGGCCAACUCUGAUUGGUCUAUCGAUAUAUUAAAUAUAUAGCUUCGCGCUUCGCCAUAUAUUGAUAUUGUUUUGUUUUACGCUAUUUACAAUAUAAGGUAUUUUUUGUUUAGUUGUGUACAAACAAAUAUUCAAUGAUGUUAUAAUAAAAUUUUUAAAAAUAA